CAAGGUUAGAAGGGCUAUGCGAACGCCGCGCUAUGCGAACGUAGCGUGAUGCCGCCUAAGCGGGAGGGCAAGGCCAAAGCUGGCCCUGGCGCCAAAGCGCGCGCCAGGUCUGCGAGAGCUGCAAGCCCCGAGCCCAAAGUUGAGCCCAAGGAUGCGACACCAAGGUCAAAGCGCGAGCCCGCCAAAGAGCGUGUGCCAACCUGGCGCAACAAGACGGUGCAAGGCCUCUUCUGCGAUCCAUACAUCGGGGCCACCAGCUUGGAAGGUGGCAAGCCUUCACAGGUGCUGAGCGACGUUGUGGAGAUGGGCGCAAAGCUUCUGGCAAGUCGGGCCACGUGGCCGUUGCCCUUGGCCGACUCAGAGGUGGAUGCCUUCCGUGAGUCGCUACAACUGCUGAAGGAAGCCCAUGACCGUGGCCAAGAAGGGCAAGCAGCUUUCGCUAGCCCAGAGGGCGGCAUGAAGUGGUGCCAGAGAACGCUGAAAGAGAUCACCGCGCUGGAAGUGGGCAAGCGGUGGUUAUCCGAGGGCGGCUGGCGCGGGGAGAAUGGAGGUCAUGCCAUUAUGUACAUGAUUCAGAAGAAAUCAAAACGUGAGGUAUCCUUCACGGUGUUGAACACCGGCGCAGGGAUUCACUCGUUUCACAGCUGCGACGUGCAGUCGCUGCAGCUGGGCAAGGUGCGCUACCAAACGGGGCUUUGCUUGAGCCCAGUCCAGAUGGAUUGCCUAAAUUUGGCAUUCCUCUAUACUUUGUUCAGAAUGUACUAUGUGCGGCAUCGCACACACAAUAGUUUUCAGCUGUAUGAAGUCCUUCUCCCAACUCUGAAGUCAUCAGAUGUGUCCCAUUCCGGAGCUUGCUUUACCACCCCCCAGCGUGCCGGGACCUGCUAUGCCAAAUGUGUGUUCCUGGGUCUCCGCACGCUGCUGGCGGAGCUUGGCGUAUCCUCUUCAGGUCGGCGCAGGUGCAUGUUGAACUACCGCAUUUGCUUCCUGGAGCGCAUAGCCCAGGAAUUGGAUGAAGCGAGUCAGCCGAGCCUCACCAACAGCGACCGCAUCACGCUGAGUGUGGCUCUGAAGCAGGUGGCAAGGCGCUGCGUCCGCGACCCCGAAGCUGCCAGCGCGCAGACCCGAACCCACGCUUGCAUGCAGCGGAUACAGGGGGCCGUGCGCCUGAAGAUUCAAGACCCGUCGCUGGAUCGAGCACUUUGCGCAGAUGCCCUUCAGCAUCAGAACCUUCGGCUCCAAGGCGCUGAGUUCCGCGGACUUCAAGGCUUUCAACUGCUGGCAUUCCGUUCGCUGGUGCCACCAGAUGUCCGCAACGCCUUUGCAGGUCCUUCAGCAUCCAAAGUCUUAAACCCCCAUGUGGACCUCACCGGUCUUGCCUCUGCCAGGGCUGUCGCUGGCGGACCCACGCUGGAAUUUCUGCCGCAAGCGCUGCUGAUGUGCGACCGGCUGGAGGAGGUGCAAUGCUCGCGGGCCUCCAAGCACCUGAUCAUCGGAGUGGUGGAGACCUUGGUCUUCGAGGCUCGGGACCUGUGGGACCUCGUGAGCUCCGAGACCUCGGAGUCCUCGGAGUCCUCGGAGUCCUCGGGACCGUCUCUGAGUUUGGGCCGGGGCCGGGAGCUGCUGGGCGCGGCGCACCGCCUGGGAGCGCACUACGUGGCGGCGGUGCGCUCCGUGGGCGGGGGGCGCAGCACCGGCGCGCACGCGGUGCUGGUGCUGGCCGCGCUGCUGGAGCUCUUCGAGGACCUCCUCCGUGCCACGCCCGGCCUGGAGCUGAACCAGCUCCUGAACGAAGAACCAAAAGCCGAAGAAACGAGAGGAACGAGAGGAGCGAGAGGAGCGAGAGGAGCGAGAGGAAGAGCCAAAGGCGUGUGGUGGUCCCUACGUCCCUGGGAGAAGCCGGAUGGGCCUGCACUCAGCUUCGCGGAGCUGACUGCCUGGUUGCCGAUGCCAUCACCUGCAGCUUGCGAAGUGCGGAGCAGGAUUUGCAGGCGCCACGAGAAUGACAAGCAGUCCUUGUGGGCAGGAGCACACGACACCUCCGCGCUGUUGGUUGGACCGCCUGAAAGCGAAGAAAGGUCGGAGGCCACGGGCGUCAGCAAGAACUUGUUGGACUUUUCCCGGAGGCUGCGGCGUCUCUGCCCGGGCAAGCCAUCUCUGCCAGACGUGGACCGUCCAUACCAAGACUGGGAAGUGGACCUCUCUGCUGCCUUCGACGAGCAGGUGGAUGCAAAGUGCCCCGAGUGGGCGCAGGCCAGAGACUUGGCGCUCUUUUACCAAAUGCUCCUGGCAAGCCUUCCGAGCCUCCCCAAUUCCCUGGCUGGCGGAGCUGUGCCCCCAGCAGAUCAUGUCUUGAUGGCCAGAGAAGCGGCAGAGCUCAGCUUCAAAUUUGGGCUUUUCAACCCUCCGGAAAAGGUCAUCGUGCAUGUGGAGCAUGUGUGCAGCCUCCCGCCUCGCCGAGUCAACAAGUUGUAUCCGCAUGCAUCUUUGACACAUCCCAAGCUGCUGUGCCAAGAUAUGAGCUACCUUCGAUUUGGAGGAGCUAUGGAGAAUGAGCUGCUGUCCUUGAAAAGACUCCCUGACUUUGAUAGUUCCCUGACACAGGCACAGGCAGAAUCACUGCUUAGCAUUCUGAGUUGCCCGGGCAUCCGAAUCCCUUUGCUGCUGCAGUUUGUGGUGCCCAACCACAUCGCCUUGAUGCACCAUCGCCAGUUUCAAAGGAUUUUCUUUGCGUGCUUGUUCGAGCCGGGGCUGUUCGACACCUCCAAGCCCUCGCUUGACGCGAAAGUCCCAUCGCAGGAGCCCAUGGGGACAGAGUUCGGCUGGUUGAGCGAGGAGUUGGCGACGAGUCCGCAGCUGGUAUUGCCCUUGUUGAGCCAGCUCUUCGAAGCCAUGAAAGACUUGGGCAACGGGGACUGCGACGGUCCACUCGUGCAGCCCUUCCUUUUCGUGGUGCAUGUGGCGUUGUUGGUGCAGGACUUUAUAGAGCAAGCCAAGUCAGAAAAGUCGGAGAGAUCAGCGCGUGAGUGCCUGGAGGAGCACGCGCGGCUCUUCCGACGCUUCACCCAGAAGUUCGCGCGGAAGGUGAUCGCCCGGUGGAUCGGGCAGGCGAACUCCGCCAAAAGCUACGAUCGUUUGAUGCAGUGCCACGCGCACCUGGCGAUGACCGCGUGGCCGGUGGCAGCUUUGGAAGACGGUGACGUGCAGAGUCUGGGCGUGGCAGCCUGCACGUUUAGCCUGUGGAGCGAGAAGCUGGGCGAUGCCAAUUCUGUGGAAUACGCAGGGGACCAGGCGGACGUGAUCCACCGGGUCUUCGCCACCCUGAGUCGGCAACGAGUGCCCUUGUUGAAAGCAGUGGAGAAUGCCGAAGAGCAGGAGCGCAACAAGUUCUUCAGCUUCAUUCUGGCAGGUGCCAUCGGCACGGACCGGUUGCCAGAAUUGUCUUGGCGCGCCACUGAGCAGAUGCCCAAGGUCUGCAUCCGCGUGGUGGAGACCAGCCAUCCCAUUUGCAAAGCCGACUUUAGCAGUCGCAAGGUGUGCCUUCCAAAGGCAGCGAGGAUCAUUGUGCGCUUCGACCCGCUGAGUCAGCUUGAGUCGGGAGAUUUUCUCAAGGUGUACGCAGGCCAAAAGAAAGAUGCCUCCAAGGUGGUGUGGAUGGCCGGGCGCAGCGAUGUGGCUAAAAAUGGCUGGCCUGGAGUUGAUGCUCCGGGUUUGGUCAUCAACUCGGAGUGCUUUCUUGUCAUCAUGGAGCGUUUGAUGCACGUCAGAGCCACUGAGGAAGAGGUGGCCUAUGGAUACCGUCUCAUUGCUGAGGCGGAGAUGCCUUCGAGUGCAGUGACUUCCAUGCAGAAGCAGCUGAGCACAGCCUCUGCCUUCGUUUGCGCAUCGAUUCUGUCGGAGGUGGGUGGAGACGUCCAGGAGGCCGUGGAGCAGUACGGCCAGAAAGACGUCCGCCAGAAGUGGGAGGAGUUGGAGACGUUGAGUGAAGCCCGGAAGAGCAGCUUGGGGCUCCGCGUGGGUGGCUGCUUCUCCGCUCAAGCGCACGACCUGCAGGACGCUUGGCUCACGGGGGCGCGAGUAGACCUGGGUAUGGCCAACAUCAGUUUCGAGGCGCGGGAGACACUGCAACCCAUGCCCGCGGACUGCUUCGAGGAGCCAGAUUACCGAGAGGCCUUGGGCGCAGAGCGGCCCAACGUGCUGCCCAUCUCCAACUCCCUCUACGCCAAGAAGUUCAGCUUCAGAUGCCACAGCCUCGAGUACACUGCUGAGAUGUGGGCGGCGCCUGAGUUCACCCUGGCUCUGGAGUACCAGGGCGGCAUCAAGUUGGGCAAGGGCGACGCAGUGCCCUUUGUGUUUCAUCCCAGCCGCUCUGGCUCUGGCGGCUCUGGCUCCGGCUCCUUCGUGCGGUGGCGGGAGCAGCAGUGGACGGAGCUGGCCUUGGCGGAUGUGCCGGGCCACCUGCGCAGCCAUGGCGCGGGCGCCGAGGUCCUCGCGGCGCUGCUCUCCACUCCUCCGGCGGACCCCACCUUGCUCAACGAGCCCGAGCCCCACUUCGCCCGCUUCGGCGACUGGUGGAAGCAGGCGCGCUGGUACGGCCGUGCCAGUGGUGCGGCCGGCUCGGUGCUCUUGUGCGAGGCCGGCUCCGGCGCCAGCGCUCGCUGGCUGGAGUUUGAGGCAGAGCCGGGAGGCGCUUUGGUGGCCUUCCAGAUCCAGGAGCACGGCCGGUGCGCGGCGCGGGAGGCGGUGUGGACCUCGGACGCGCGGCGCUCGCUGCUGGGCUGCGACGUGGAGGGCCGCUUCGAAGUCUUCGCGGUGCCGGCGCCGUUGCAGCGCCAGGCAGGGGACCUGCGGCCGGGCGCCUACGGCCGGUCCCUGGUGCUCACCUCCGCCGCAGGAACACACGUGCCGCAGCGCUUCUUGCGCGGACUCCUACCAGAGGUCCUAUUGCCUCACUUUUGCUUUUGGCAAGUCUCAGAGGACCUCAUCAAUGGAAGGCCUCAACAUCGAAACAGUCGCUGGUUCGGCUACAGCCUACAGCUGCAGAUUGCAGAUGGCCGCGCCCGAGUCUUGCGUUUAGCCCUGGAGACAGAGGUGCUGCAUGAACUGCAAGAUGCUACGCGGCCCAGCUCUCCGCUGUUCAAGCUGGGGGAGUUCAUGAGCACGGUGGAACCCCUGUCACAUGUGCUGUUCUGGUCCAAGCACGGAGAAGACGGAGAACAGAUGGCCUCGCCGUUGGAGCUGGUGGAGAUGCCGCGGCUGCAGCUCCGCUUUCGUGUGCGUGAGGGGCCCGUGCUCGAUGGGAAGGUGGUCUUUCAGCCCAAGCUCUACUGUGAUGCUUAUGGCGGACAAUUCUUCGUGGACCCCACUCCAUUCCAUUUGUUGCUGCCCAACUGUCCUCACGCCCUGCCACCCCACUGCUUUCUACUACGUGCUGAGGCAGGCGAUGCCAAGGUCGUAGCUCCCCUGGGCGAGGUGCGGAGGCACAGAAGCUAUCAAGAGCCCUUUGAGACGGCCGUGUAUCUCAAAGUCUUCGGAGAGACGUUCUUCACCCCAACAGCCGUCUAUGACUUGGCCCUGUCCACCGGGACAGACCUGAAGUGCCCCAGUCUGCUCUCGGCAAUUUGGCUGCUGCUGUGCCGGCUGCUGCAGAGGGACUACGAGGGCGCAGUGAAGCUCGUGCCAAUGGUGGCCUCCGCUGAUGGCCAGUUGCGCCAUGAUGAGCAGCUCGCCUUCCGCAUGGCUUUGGAGGAUACCUCCGACCGAGCCCCUGAUGCUGUGGCUGUGCGCCUGCGCCUGGUGCAUGCUGCGCUGCGUACACAGAACAUUAACAUGGACUUGGCUCGGAGCGCCUUCGCAGAUGCCGCGAGCUACAUCUCACACCUGGCGCAUGUCAGCCAGGGCUGCAGUCUUUCGUUGGCAGAGGAGAUGGAGCUUUGGAGCAGCCUGUUGAACAUGAGGAGCGACAUGGAGUCAGCAAAUCGCUUCAUUGAAUGGAGGCGUGACCUUUUGACUGCUCGCAAACAAGGGCUUUCAACGGCGACUCUGCAGUGGCACCGGCGAGAUCCUGGAGCGUGGAUUCACACUGUUCUUGACGACGAGGAGAAAAUGGCAUUCCAAUCUUCACGGGUUUCAGACAUCGACUGCAUCGGAAUCAAGAACGAGCCUCUGUUCGAGGCCGACUUGCCGCCUGAGAAGUUGUGGGUGGAACUCCUGGAUGUAGUGCAGGGCAGCAACAUGAAGGAUGGAGUCUUCAGCACCUUGCUUCACAUGUGGGAGCGAAACCACGCACCACAGAUGCAGCGUCUGGCCACCAGGAUUCUUCUCUUCUCGGUGGCCCGCGACCACAAGAGCCUCGAGCGUCGCUUGGUGCUGGUCCUGUGCCUCUUGCAAAGCAGUCCUUCGAAGAGCCUGGAGCCCCCGAAGCUGAAAGACUUUCAAAAGCUGAGACCAGGUCAGAGCAAGGAAAGGCGGGCCUGGGUGGAUCAGCUGUUUGCCUGGGCCAUCCAGCGACUCGAAGAUCCCGUGGAAGAGAUCCGCCACUUCUUGCCACUGGCACCACUGGGUGGCAGUUCGGAAGUAAACUUGGCUGGCAUGCUGCCACAAGCAGUGCCGCGAAGCGCUACAGACUUUGGGUGCCACCAGCAGGUGCUGGGCCCAGAGACCCCUGACGGCGCCUGGCCUGUGCUGUCGCCCGCAGAGCUGACAGCGCUACAACAGCGCAGUCCAGCGCUGGUGGCAGGCUGUCCGGAUCUGCAGAGCAUGAUUGUGAUGGAGCCGCUUGAUCCUCCAAGUUGGCGGAAGCUGACAGAUGACUGGAACGGGUUGCCUCGGUGCAAGGCCAACUGUGGCAUAAACGCAGAGACGCUGCAAAGAUGGAAAGCAUCUGCCGAAGCUUUCAAGUCUUUGAGCAACGCAAAGGAGAAGCCUGCGCUUCAGUUCCGGACAUCCCACGGAGGUCUCACCGGCCUUUGUGCUCGAGAGGCCGAGUCGGCUUUGAAGGACGUUUUGGGCGAUGUGGAGUCCUUGAUGCAGACCUUGCAGGCUCAGAGGGACCAGGACAUGAAGCGUGCCCAAGCCGGCGUGGAAGCGAUGAUGGGGUGGUCUCAGAUACCGCUUGACGAAGCCCCUGACAGCACUCGGCAAGUCUGGGAUUUGGAAGUGGUCAGUGGAUUUCAUCCACCCAUGCUCAGCUUCGAGUGGAUAGUGGCUUCAAUUCUAGCACAAGAUGCUGGCGCAGUGUUUGCCUCGUUUCUGCCCUCUUCACUGGACCCGGAGUCUUGCUUGGAGGUGCUGGAUCCCGACUGUCUUGUGAAGGCGUGCCUCACAGUUCUUCUACUGGCCACCAGGGCCACAGCAGCGCGGCGUGCCCUGGCACACGCCUUCAACUUGGCCACCAAACUCAGCGCGGCGCAGCUCAACGGAUGCAGCAGUUCUGACUGGCGCAACCUUCAGAGCAUGGCGGCACGACUGGCGGGCGAACUUGGGAGCUGCGAGGAGUUCAUCGAAAGCGUGGAAGGCCGAGUCUCGUUGGAUCCUCACUUCUUGCUCUUCGAGUGGCUUUUUGUGAAGGGCAACCUGCGGCAAGGGCAGUUGGCUUUAGUGCAGCGCUUCGUGGAGGCUGCCAGGUCGGGGCAGCCGCUUGUGCGGCAGCUGCUGAUGGGUGAGGGCAAGUCUGCGGUGAUUGCGCCCCUGUUGAGCCUCCUUUUGGCUCAGGACUUGGUGCUGCAGGUGGUCCCGGAUCAGCUGCUGUCCCAAAGCCUGUCCACCAUGAGAGGCCUGUUUGGUCAGGCCUUCUUCCGACCAGUCUACAACUUCAGUUUCGACCGCUCUGAAGCCAACUACCGUUCUGCCUAUAGCUUGCUGCAGAAGUUGAGGAUGGCGGUCCAGCAGCGCGCAGCUGUUUGCACGACUGCCUCGUCUGUCAAGAGCUGCCUCCUGUCCUUUGUGGAGGUGGCCCAAAAAGGCCAGAAGGGCCCCCCUGGGCCUGACGAGUGCCUGGAGGCCGCCCAAAAGCAGUGGCCGAAGCUGGAAGCGUCGCAGAACUUGGAGUUCUUGACGCUGUGCUUGCGCGGAAUCCUCUUGACAUUUCGCCAAGCGGUGGCAGUGCUGGACGAAAUCGACCUGCUCCUUCACCCUUUGAUGUCAGAACUGAGCUUGAGCUGCACAGUUCGGCAGUUUCUGGUCAUUGCACAAUGUGGAGCGAGUUGUCGACAUGUCUUCCAUCUUCUGCAUGCCCGUUUUGCACUUCAGACCUUCGAGGUCAUCAACCUUAGGAACUUCCCUGUCGGUCCCCGCGAGCCUUUGGAUCUGUCCCCAGACCGCUGGGACUUGGCGAUGCAUUUGCUGCAGCCCUUCCUGGACUCCUCGCAAGCCCCAAAGGCAUGCUGCAAGGCAAUCACAGACGGCCUCCAACAAUUGGCGUUGAGAAGCAAUCCUCACUUGAUCCUCGCCAUAGAGGAUUUCUUCUUUGAACGCCUGGAGGAUCCCUUGCGUGACUGGCUUUGUGAAUACUUCGGGUGCCGCCCUGCUUUCAAAUCCGUGAGCCGAAGCGAGAUCGCAGAAGCGCUGGCCACCGGCGCUGGGCCCAAGGGGAUGGAGGUCGCGGAAGCCAGGCUGCUGACGUUGGGACAUGAGUGGCUGAAGCACACGCUGCCCUUCGUUCUGAGCAAGGUCAAUCGUGUCCACUACGGCCUGCUGCGCCAGAAAGAUGUUGCGGACCUCACCUCUAGAGGCUUUCCUCCGACGGGUACGCGCCUGCAGGUUGCUGUGCCCUUCACCGGCUUGGAGACGCCAUCGUUGGCCUCCGAGUUCGCCAAUCCGGAUGUGGCCAUCGGGCUGACCAUCCUUGCAUUCGGCCAUGAAGGAAUGCGGCAGUCCGAUGUGAAAACGAUGCUGUUGCUGUUGAAAGCUGAGCUGUUGCGUGACGUCGCAACGCCUCCGCCCCAGCGCGAAGCCUUCCGGCGCUUCAAGGAGUGGACCACGGAGGCGAGCGAAGGCGCCGAAAGCCCCAAACUGGGCGACGGCGCUUCGAAUGUCGGGUCGACGGUGUUGCCCUUGGACCUGGUGCAGCCAGAAGCGCAGACCAUCCGAGUGCUGAAGCGGCUGUGGCAGCGCCCAGACCGCAAGGCGUCCGUGAUCUUCUUCUAUCUGCGCAAGGAGAUCUUCCCCAAGGCCACGCCCACCCAGGUCAAGAAGUACUCAGCCUGUGCCCAGGAGUUGGCCUCUCCCAAGAUCUUCAAGGUCCAUUUGGGCUUCUCCGGAACGCCCUCCAACGUGUUGCCCUGGACGAUGCCCGCCGUGGAAUUCGACGAGGCCACGGACGGGCAGACCUUGGCGAUUUUGGCAUCUCCGCAGGUGGUGAGCCUUCAGUGGCUGCGUUCUGGUUGGACGCCCCGGACGCUUCUGGACCUCAUCGCCACCCGGCAGCCCCCCUUUUGCGCUCUCAUCGACACGGGGGCGCUGCUGUGUGGCCUGGAGAACGAGGAGGUGGCCAAGCUCCUCAUGGAAGGACCACUGAGCCAGGUGAAGGAGGCCUGCGUGUUCCUGACGCGCGCCGAUCUGCCCAUGAUCCUGCUGAAGGGAGCCUCGCAUGCGGUGCCCCUGGAAGACGCAAACAUUCUGCCGGAGAAGCGCUUCUGCUACUUCGACCAGCCGCACACUACAGGCAUCGACAUUCAGCAGCCGCCAUUGGGAGUUGCAGCCAUCACGCUGGGAAGGGACAUGAGUUUCCGUGAGCUGCAGCAGGGCGCGUGGCGCAUGCGGGGCCUGGCAAAGGGCCAGAGCUGUGUGAUGCUGCUGCCGGAGGAGGUGGCGGUGUACAUGCGGAGCCAGCUGCGUGACCCCAGCGCCGUGCCAACGGCCGAAGCGACGGCGCUGCAGGACAUCCAGGCGGCGCUGCUGGUGAAGAGCUUGGAGCUGGAAGAGCUCCAGGCGCGGCAGUUGGUGCGCCAGGACUUGGCCAGCGCCUGGAAGGAUGAGGCGUUGGCGUCGCUCACGGAUGGGCUCGGCGACAAAGAGGCCUUGUUGGAGCUGGUGCCCACCGAAGUGCAGCAGCAAUCCGCCAAGACGCUGGAAGCUUCACUGCGCGAGCUGGCAGCGCCCUUCGAAAAGUCGCUGUCUGUCUCUGCUGCAGUGGAGCGGGCUGUGAGCCGCGCGCUGCGCAUGCUGGGCAAGACCACGGCGUUUGAGAGCGCCACAGGGGAGAUCGUCCGGGAACAGGAGGAAGAACAUCAGCAUGAGCAUCAGAUCGAGUCGGAGGAACAGGGCGCUGUGAAUCGCCCCUCUCUGGGUCAAAGCCGAAUUUGGGAGCUUCAAGAAAAGAUGCGGCAGCUUGCCGCAGUGCCGGAAGCCUCCGGAGCUAUGCCAUCCGCAGCCGAGAUGCAGCUCCUCACUUUCCCUCCCUUCCUCAAAGUGGCGGAGCUGUUGGGCCUGGCCAGCGCUGGCAAGGCCCUGAAAGCUGUCCAUGCGGCGCAUGCGGCGCAUGCGGCGCAUGCGCACGCCAUGGCCCAGAGUUUGCGCUUCUCGCCGAACUCGCGGUUCACAGCGGAGGCGCCCAUUCUGCGGCCCGUGCUCGUGGCUUUGGAGCUCGCGUCCAAAGACGUGGCCACCACGUUGGCCUUGUCUUUGACGGAGGCCGAGACCAUUCGCUGGGCUCUCAGACAUGGAGGCCCCGCAGGCAUCAAGUUCUGCCUGCACGCUGUCUCAGAGUCUCCCAUGUUCGAUGCUGACAACACGGUGAUGGAACACAAGGUGAUUUGCUCCAACUACGACACUUGCGCACUCUCGCCACCCCCUGUAUGCCUCCUGCGGUUUUACUUGGGCGAGUCCUGGUUCUCUCAAUACGAGCUGCGCUUCUUGGCAGAGGUCAUUGGCAAUCGCAAGCAGGACUUCCAACGACUCAGAGCAGCCGUGUUCAGUGCUCGCCGUCCAGGCGGCGCAGCGGACUGGUCGUGCACUCCGCUGGCCACCGUGCUCGGCACAGCUGCUGCACCAUUAGAUGUGAUGCUUCCUUCUGGCCCCACAUUCCUCGAGCGCUUCAGUUCCGAAGCUUUAGCAGGAGGCAGAGACUUUGUGGAGAUCUACGUGCAACAGCAUGCCCCAAAAGAAACCAUUGAGAUCCUGGAGGACUGAACCCAUGCGGUCAGAUGAACUCGGCCUCAGCAAGUCCUUCCCAAGACGUCAAGAUGAACACCAGAUCCACAUCGAACUCUGUCACUCCAUCAAGACCGAGCCGUGAGAUGCUUCACCAGCGCGCUUGCUUCUAGCUGGUGGGUCAACCCAACGCGCCACUUCCGGGAGAGGGACUGGCAAUAAGCUGUGCUAAGCAACAUGCUGAGACUGACUAGCGGGCA
Effrenium voratum is the source of this 11351-nucleotide messenger RNA. The record is from the annotation of a GenBank genome assembly. NCBI's taxonomy places the organism in Eukaryota, Dinophyceae, Suessiales, Symbiodiniaceae.